Molecule: messenger RNA, 4293 nt
Organism: Oryzias latipes (Japanese medaka)
Lineage: Eukaryota; Metazoa; Chordata; Actinopteri; Beloniformes; Adrianichthyidae
Product: Translocating chain-associated membrane protein 1-like 1-like
Biological process (GO): protein insertion into ER membrane; SRP-dependent cotranslational protein targeting to membrane, translocation
Cellular component (GO): endoplasmic reticulum membrane
Source: RefSeq, a predicted model, not a curated record
GUUAAAUAUUAAAUUAAAAUAUAUGAGACGUGAUUUACUGUGAUUUUCGUCUGAAAAGCUAAUUUAAAAAAAGCAAAAACCUUUACGUGAGGUACGUGAAGGCAUCGCAGUCAUGGGUUCUCCUUUACGUCAUUGGCACGGGGCGGUUCAUGAAUGGGGUUCUCAAGUGGGAGGGCCCAGUACUCUGACUUUUCCAGGCAGGAAAAAACUGGGUGUUGUGCUGUGCUCGCUGCAACGCGUCUCCAUGCGUGUUUUUAAGAAAAAGCGUGCUGUGUUUCACCGGACUUCUGCACAGCAGUGAAGGAAUCGGCCCCUGGCGUUUGUCAGCUGAGGCGCGCGGCAUCUGUAGCAAUAACACAGUCCAACGGAGGAAACAGGACCCGCCGUUCGAGCCAUGGGUUUUCGCAAGAAAAAUAAGAGCCCGCCGGUGCUGAGCCACGAGUUCGUGAUCCAGAAUCACGCCGACAUGGUUUCGUGCUUGGCAAUGAUUAUCCUCCUCGGACUGAUGUUUGAGGUCACAGCAAAGUUUGCCAUCAUGUUCAUCACGGUCCAGUACAACGUCACUGAAGUCCUUGAUGAGAAAAGCGAGCCGCUUAACUUUUACCAAUACGGCCCCAAAGACGUGGCGACUGUGUUUUUCUACCUGCUGAUAGCGGUCAUCCUUCACGCCUUGAUACAGGAAUACAUUCUCGAUAAAAUAAACAGGAGGUUGCAUCUGUCUAAAACCAAACACAGCAAGUUUAAUGAGUCUGGACAGCUGGCAGCGUUUUACCUGUUUUCCUUUGUUUGGGGCUGCAGCAUCCUGACAGCGGAGGACUUUGCAAAAAAUCCUACAUUCUUAUGGGAGGGCUACCCACACACUCGCAUGGUUUUUCAGGUUAAGUUCUUCUACAUUUGCCAAAUUGCAUAUUGGCUCCACGCUCUUCCUGAGCUGUACUUUCAGAAAGUGCGAAAGGAAGACAUCCCGCGCCAGCUGUAUUACAUCUGCCUUUACAUCGUCCACAUCACUGGUGCCUAUGUUCUGAACCUCCACCGACUGGGCCUGGUGCUGCUGGUUCCUCACUACCUUGUGGAGCUCCUGUUCCACGCUUCCCGCCUCUUCUACUUCAGCGACGAGAACAAGCAAAAAGGUUUCACCCUGUGGGCUCUUCUUUUCGUCAUCGCCCGUCUCCUCACCCUCACGCUCUCGGUGCUGACGUUUGGCUUCGGCCUUCCCCGCACGGAAAACCUCGGCUUUUCCUUAGCGGACGGGAACUUCAACGUGCUUACCGUUAGGAUGACGUGCCUGGCAGCCAUCUGCCUGACUCAAGCCUGGAUGAUGUGGAAGUUCAUUAAUUUCCAGUUGAAGAAGUGGAGAGAGCACAGCCAGAGUCAGGCGUCGAAGAAGAAGACGUUUAGCCCAAAGAGCAAGCUUCAUAAAAGGGAACCAACGAGGGUCGGCGCCGCCAACGGAGUGGUCAAAUCCGAGGAUAAAACGUCGCCGCGGGCAAGAAAAGCCAAAGCUUCAUGAGGACGCAGCGGCGCACAGUUUCUUCACUUUAACACCUGCUUUCUGUCUCCUGCUCUCCAAAACAAACAAAACAACAUUUAAACCGCGCUAAAGCGUCCGUCUGGAGCUGAAGCUCCUCCUCUGAGAAGGCUGCGUGUUGCGGUUUGCUGUGGGUGUUGGUCAUUCUUUGGCCGCAGGGUGAUCGCUGGUUUUGAUGCUUUAACGGGGAUGGCUCUGCACCUCUUUUGAGGCGUCCCUUUGUGGAAUAGAAGUUCCGAAAUUUUAACGUUGCAAGACUUUGUGGAGGCGACCGACUUCAGUGCAGCUCCGGGAAGGUGUUGGCGUCCAGAGUUUGGACCUUACGGUGUUAUGACGCUUUCGAGAAAGAACGAGUUUUGUUGGCCCUCAGCUAAUGGUCAAAUGUAAAAUAUGGUGUAGAGAUGAAGGCUGCUCAAGGCCCACAUGUCGUUUUAACACUAAGUGGAGUGGCUGUCCUUAAAGGGGCAACUUCUUAUUAAAAAUAAAUACAUAAAUAAAAACAAAAACCUGAACUUAGCCUCAGGUGUCUGAGCCAAAGAGACGAAGCAUUGUGAGUGGGAGAAAGUUUCCAAAUGUAAAAGUUUCUUUCUCCACAGGUCAAAGGGGAAGUGAUUUGAGGCGAGUAGAAAGCGUAAAAGCCAAACCGCAGAACUUCAACCUUUAAUGCUCAACUGUGGACUCUCAGAAAGGGUGACGAGUGAGAUUUUACUGCCACUUUUUUUUUUUUUUUUUUUUUUUACCUUGCUGGUUAAAUGACAGCGUUGAAGCUGAGCGGAUUCUUUCUGCGGCUCCCCCGUCUCCUCGCUGGCAGAGCAGCCUGCCUGGCAGGGCGAGGAGGCGACACUGUGCUGUUUGCAUCCUGUUAAACCUUGUUGCGAUGGGCAUGAUUGGUAAUGUUUGCAAGAAACUGCAUCUCUAAGCUUGCUUUUUUUCCCCCUUUUUUUUUUUUUAAAUGCAUGGUGGUUUAAAAGGCUGAGGACUUCAAUGCUACUUCACAUGUUGCAUAUCACACACUUCAGCAUUCAGUGGCCUUUUUUUUACAACUGAUGCAAGAGGGUUCAGUUAUUUAUUUUUGUCCUGCGAUAAAUAUUUAUAUGCUUGGAAAAGCUAUAACCAGCAAACAGCGGUCCAUAGCAAAACAAUACAAUCUUUCUUCAAGUGUCCUUACGAUGUUGGUCACAUGUCCUGCCUGUGUUGUGCUCGGUUUCUCUUCUCUCCGGUUCUUGGGGCUUUGGAGCAGUUGAUUAUAGGGGUUCAGGGGCUUUCAGUGCACCUUUUAUGACGCGUGUACAGUGCUGUUUAGUUGACUGUACGCUCAGCGACGAUGUAACCGCUCGUUUUUUCCCCCCCAAAUGCUUGUACACGAAAAAGUGACAAUCUGUCCACCUUGUCCUGCCUGCCUUUGGUUUUUUUUUUUUUUUUUUGCCCUGAAGAUCUCUUUGGCUCCAGCUUUGAACUGUAGACGGGUCGGUCGGUCGGUUUUAUGUUGUCCCCCCCCCUGCGCUCCAUGCCCACACCUUUUCAGUGAUCGUGACAUCACCACAUGUGCGGCGAGCCGCUCCUCUCAGCCCUCCAGCGGGGAGGAGAUGGUCUGGCGCUCUUUUGGACUUUUCCCGGUCGGUCGAGGCCCAUGUUUGCAAGUGGCAAUGUCACAGGAGGAAAGGAGCAGAGGACUGCUGUACCAGCCUCUUAUUAACAUGUCUCUGAAGGAAAAUAUAUAACGUUAACCCUACACUGUACUAAAAAACGUGUCAGAUUUUAAAAGUAUUUUUAUAAAAGAAAACUUGUUGAAGUUGACUGUUGUUGCGUAUACAUGUGUGAGUAUUUGUUUUACACUCCUGUUUCUGUAUGUAGUGAGGAUGCAGCUUGCUGACCUGUGGAUGUGUGUUUGCUUUGUGCUACGACUGUCUUCUUUUCUGUAACUUCAUGGCCUUAUUAGAGUUAAGUGGACUCGGUUGUUUAACGCUGCAGAUGUACAAUGCAGGUUUUUGUAUUCAUGAUUUACAGGACUCGAACCUACACUGUUUUUCUUCUUUUUUUUUAAUUUAAGUAAAUAUUUUUUUUAAAUUCAUGUUGUCCCAUCUAAACAUCAGCGAUCGAUGUGGCUCUGGAAAAUGAUUUUUAGCCUGUCGGAUCCUACAGGAGUUCCCUUUUGCUGUUAUAAUUUAUUAGGCUCCUCCCAUACCCCCCCCCCCCAUGUAUUUUCGGCACGUAUUGACUGGGAUUGUUCCAAUAAAUGUUAAUUUUGUCAAUAAUAUAAUGGAUUUAUACCACGAGCAGCCGCUAGAUGGCGCCAGUCCUCCCAAUUCAACGGAUUCUUUAUUCUUGUAACCCUUUUUUUUUCUCAUCCCUAUCUGACGUAUAUUUGUAAGUAUUAACCCUUGUGCUAUCCUAGGCACUUUAACAUUGGGAGUUGGGUCAUCUAGACCCACUAGACAGUGCUCUGAACCUUUUUUCUUCAAUGAUUUGUGAUCUUCACUGGUGUCCAUGGAUUACAUGAAAUCUUUCCACCUUUAUCCAACUUUGUCAUGGUAGGAUGGUAGAGUUAAAAACUAGAAUUGCUCGUAAAAUACACUUGCAGUCUAUGAAGAUGGCAUUUUCAUUAUAAUUAUACAAUUGAUUAACUUUACAAAUAUUAUACUUUCCUUUUUUUAAAUCUGCUGUCUAAAUUCUAAUAGCUUUGAACACUACUGUCCACUUUUAAUCAUUGACUUUGUUUUUUUUAAUUUGAUGUUUUGAAUAAAGCGUUUGUUUGUUAACCUGUA